CGUCCAACAUGCUUCAUCGGCGGCCAUGUUGGAUAUCGACGAAGUACCGGUGUGGAUGUGACUACGAUUUUCUGCCUGAUUUUUGCCGAUUUUCGCCCGUUUUCCCUCGGAUUUGGCGGCGGGGAGAGUGAAUUUCUGAGGCGCAGGAGGACGCCGGAGCGAUGGGAGAGGACAGGGAGGAGAAGAAGCCCGAGAAAGAGCGGGAGGAGAAGAAGGAGCGAGGAGAGAAAGAUAAAGAUAGGAGUGACAAGGACAAAGAUCGAGACCGGGACAAGGAUAGAGACCGUAAAAAGCGUAGCAGAUCCAGAUCAAGGGAACGUCGCAAGCGCAAGUCAAGAUCCAGGUCCAGGGGUCGAUCAAGGUCCCGCUCACGUUCCAGAGACCGCCGCAAGUCUCGCCGCAAGAAGCCUUCGCUGUACUGGGACAAACCACCACCAGGCUUUGAACACAUCACACCAAUUCAGUACAAGGCUAUGCAAGCUGCUGGCCAGAUCCCUUCCAAUGUGACCGUACCCUUGAUUGCACCACCCAGUGCAGGGACAGUGCCAGUUCCUGUGCCUGCAUUGCCAGAAGUUGCUAGUGUACCUCAGACAGUGCCUGUGCCUGUAGUGGGCUCAACCAUCACUAGACAGGCUCGACGUCUGUAUGUAGGCAACAUUCCUUUUGGCGUAACUGAAGAGGAAAUGAUGGAAUUCUUCAACCAGCAGAUGCACCUAGCUGGUCUUGCCCAGGCUGCAGGGAACCCAGUCUUAGCCUGCCAGGUUAAUCUGGAUAAGAACUUUGCAUUCUUGGAGUUUCGAUCAAUUGAUGAAACUACCCAAGCGAUUGCUUUUGAUGGCAUUAAUUUUAAGGGUCAGAGUUUAAAAAUAAGACGACCUCAUGAUUAUCAGCCAAUGCCAGGCAUGUCAGAGCAUCCGACCCUCACCAUGCCAGGUACGACACAGAUCCCAGUUAUUGCAGGUGUGGUGUCAACAGUGGUCCCCGAUUCACCCCAUAAGAUCUUUAUUGGUGGUCUGCCUAAUUACCUUAAUGAAGACCAGGUUAAGGAGCUGCUAAUGUCUUUUGGACAACUGCGAGCAUUCAACCUGGUCAAGGAUUCGGCAACUGGAUUGUCCAAAGGCUAUGCAUUUUGUGAGUAUGUCGACGUCAGCCUGACAGACCAG
This is a messenger RNA of Penaeus vannamei (Pacific white shrimp), 1163 nucleotides long. The record is from RefSeq and is a predicted model, not a curated record. NCBI's taxonomy places the organism in Eukaryota, Metazoa, Arthropoda, Malacostraca, Decapoda, Penaeidae.